Ochlerotatus camptorhynchus is the source of this 1127-nucleotide messenger RNA. RefSeq lists its product as uncharacterized. Gene Ontology annotation, molecular function: sequence-specific DNA binding. The record is from RefSeq and is a predicted model, not a curated record. Bases 332 to 1042 code for a protein of 236 amino acids. Lineage: Eukaryota; Metazoa; Arthropoda; Insecta; Diptera; Culicidae. The transcript has 2 exons.
UUCUUCCAUGAUUUUCUCGAGAAUGAAAACUAGCCCAAGUAAACCAACACGAUCAUUGUGUAGAGGCAGAGACUCUCUAUGCAUUACAAUUGGUGACUUACAUGGGUUUACGAAAGACGCCAUUGUUUACGUUUGCGACAUUGGCCCUUAUGAAUGCUCACUGUCGGUUUGGUUUUUUAUCGAACCACCACACCAUCAGGACACAGGAAUCAAACAUCUUUAACAACAGUGGAAGUAAACAAACGUUUUAUGUUCUUAAAACAUAAAAACAUAUUCAGUUAACUAGUGUAAAAGCAUAGGAGUGCGAAAGUAACCUGGAAAAGCCUUCAACAUGCGAUGCAUCAUUCCAUCAUGCGGCAUGGACCUGCACAGGCGGAAAGAACACUGUGGAUUCUCGUCCCACAGAUUGCCGAAAAAUGCAAAGAAGCGCCUGGCUUGGCUGAAGAUGCUCGACCCAUCCGGUACCCAGUACUCCAUCGUUAAUGAUGCAAGGGUCUGCUCCCGCCACUUCCUGGAAAGUGACUUCUACGAAGUCGGUUCAAGACGGAAGCUUCAUAAAGGCGCUGUGCCAUCGCGCCGUCUUGGACCAGCUGCCAAGCUACCUGCGACAUAUAUUCCCGAGCAGUCGCACUGUGUAUUUCUGGAUGAAUCGUCGAUGGUAUGUCCUGUUCAGCGAAGUGCACCAGUGACGCUUCACAGCACAGCAAUAGAGGCCAUGCAGGAAGCUGAGUCGUCUACCGGUGAAAAAAGGGUCAAAACCAUACGAUAUGCGGGAGACCUGAGGGACGAUGAAGUUCCCUUUAUCUCUCCAGAAGAGGCCCAAGAGAUUCUUCCCAAAAUUUACAAACAACUGCAUCGAACCAAGAUGCGCCUGAGCUGCUACAAACAGCAAAACUUGCGUCUCCGGAAGAAGGUGGAACAAUUGAAGGAAAUUAUAAUUGAUUUGAGGGACGAGCACGACGGUGUCAAAUCCAAGCGUGACCAGCUGGUGUCUGAACUGAAGAUUGAGCCGACGCAGCUGUCCGAGGGCUUUGAUGAAUAGGAAAAUCAAAUGGCAUCCUGCGCGAUGAUUUCCGGUAAAACAUGAUUCCCGCGUGCAAAAUUGGACUAUUCUAUGAUAAUAAACU